This is a messenger RNA of Xenia sp. Carnegie-2017, 1928 nucleotides long. RefSeq lists its product as uncharacterized. The record is from RefSeq and is a predicted model, not a curated record. Bases 905 to 1663 code for a protein of 252 amino acids. Lineage: Eukaryota; Metazoa; Cnidaria; Anthozoa; Malacalcyonacea; Xeniidae. The transcript has 3 exons.
UUCAACUAUUUCCUAAUGCUUAAAGGAAUGAGGAAAUUUAUCUUUCGAAAAGACUAAACGGCUACUUUUUCCUUCUAGGCAAACUAAUCCCUUUAAAAGGAACAUUUUGUAUCACUGAAACAAGACAAAAUGAAUGAAACAUUAUUAAGAUGCCAAUACCCCCUGCCCUCCGGCUCUAUGACACCGAGUAGAUUGUCAUAGUUCUUUAUUGAUUUUAUGAGUUACGCAAUUAAGUUGUUUCUCGUGGUUUGUUCACGUGUCAUGAGCAAGGAGACUAGCAGCUAGCAAAAAGUCAAUUUCUUGAAAACGUACGACAUAUAAAAUAUACCUCUGUUAUUUCGACAUAGAAUACGAUUUUCAAUUCCUGUAACUUGAUCAAUACUUCGACAUGUAGCACGAUAAAAAAAUUCAAGAGUGAAGGAAGUUUUUUUUAACAUACAUUCAAUAUAAUAAUUCUAUCCUCGAACCAUUACCAAGAAUGGCAGACAGGAUACGCACUAAUAUCGACACCAAAAAACAUUUACGUGGGCUUUUCACAAGACUAGUUCAAUGUCCAAAUUAUAUUAUAUUAUGCUAAGCAAGCAUUGAUGCAAUUUCGUUACGCGACAAAAACGUGCUAAUCUCUAUGGUAUGCAUAAAAUAAUACACAAAUUAGGGCAUUUUGCGAUUCAUAAUAGGACAAGUUGGCGGACUUAGCCGUGUUUCCACUUAAAAAAUCACGAGAGAAAAGUUCCAGUUCCUGUCAUUAUGUAUUUUAUACAAAUAUGCCCUUGUAUGAACUUGUAAAAUUUCACCCAAUAUUCACAAUUCGAGAUAAACAUAAUUCGUAAGACGCCUCGUAACACGGACAAGUCGGCAUCUCAUAGCAAGUUCAGUUGCCUCCGAAGACAUCUUACUCGCUCAAAUGGAGAUAUUUAUCAUCGUUGUCGCAAUAGUUGCAGUCGCUGCAGCCCUCGUUAUACUGGCAUUACUUCAACUAAGAGUAAAAAGACAGAUCGUUGUUGGGAAUGCCGUCAGAACUCAAAACAUCACAAUUGAAAAUGCAAUUUCUGAUAGCGUGGAUGAAGUCGCGUUGGACUAUCCAAAUGAUCUUAUUUUGAAAAAUGGCCCGCCACCAUACUUACAAGUUAUGAAAAGCCCCGAGUUAUAUCCGUUGUCGUCUACAGUUGAUCUAGCGGAGAUUGACGAUCGCGACCGAGAACGGACCGAUGUUAAAAUCCGACUUCCAACUUCACCAGUGCACAACGAACGCACGAAAAGAACAUGGAAUCUUUUUCUCAAUUCGGUACUUCGACAUGACGACCAUAUUGCCAACAAUUCCCAAGAGGAAGUCAUUAAGACCAGCAAAACAUCCGUAUCACAAGAUCAUUAUACAAUAGACAUGCAAACGGCAUCGCACGACGUUUUGCCGACGUAUGACGAAGUGAAACCGAAAAAUUCACAGGAACAAAAACCUAACCCAAGACAACCACUAAAGAAAGUCAACUACAACACUUUGCCGCGACUAAACUUUCGUGCGGAAGAAAGAAAUCUUCCAGUACAAAAUAACAAUGCGUUUACCGUAUCAAACACGAUACGGGAAUACUUUAGAGACGAUCCCGGAGAUUUUCAAGAGAGCGCAGUGGAGACUGGGUCAAAGAGGCCACGUUUCGCAACAUUAUAGGAGCGAACGAAUGUCGAUUGAGGUUGAGUCAAAAGAAGUGAACAGAAGUUCACGUUUCUUUGAAUGAGAGACAUUCUUCAUUCACAGAUACAAACAUUGAAACACGCAACAAAGACUCUUUCAUAUAAACAUGAACCAACAGCGGAAAUGAACGUAAACUAAACAAACUAUUGUGACAGAAACUCACAAUAAUAAUAUUCUCCCCCCUAAAAUUAAGGACCAAUGUAAUAUAUAUAUAUAUAUAUAUUUUAUUUUGUAUAUAAAG